ACCUAACACUGCGAUAGGACUAUAGGAGUUCAGCUUCUAGUUUUAUUAUAUUUCAGUGUCGACACCCCAUUUUACUCUUUUGCUGAUUCACAAUAAAUUCUGAUAAAUACAGUAAUUUUAGCAAUUUUUUUAAACGGGUGGACGGGUCGUCGCUUCUGUCCCUGUCGCAUCUUUUAUUUUAAGCUUUGAUUGAUUUGAAGUAAUGACUUCAAAAGAAAACAUCGUUCCAAGUAGUAAAAUGCCAUCAUCGAGUAAUAACAAGCAAUAUGGCAAAAUUGUUUUAACAUUGCAAAAUUGUCUUUUACCAGAAGAAAAGUUGAAUUCAACACCAUCACAUUUAGAUGGUUUAGAUGCUGAAACUGAAACUGACUUACGAAUACUAGGAUGUGAAUUAAUACAAACAGCUGGUAUUUUACUCAAAUUACCCCAGGUAGCAAUGGCUACAGGUCAAGUGAUUUUUCAACGUUUUUAUUACAGCAAAUCAUUAGUCCGACAUAACAUGGAGACAACAGCAAUGGGAUGCAUUUGUUUAGCUAGUAAAAUUGAAGAAGCACCGAGAAGAAUACGAGACGUCAUCAGUGUUUUUCAUCACAUCAAGCAAGUGACUAGUAACAAACCAAUUAGCCCUGUCAUACUUGACCAAAAUUACGUUGCUCAAAAAAAUCAAGUAAUUAAAUCUGAACGCAGGGUACUCAAAGAACUUGGCUUUUGUGUUCACGUGAAACAUCCACACAAAAUAAUUGUCAUGUAUCUCCAGCUAUUAGGCUACGAAAGAAAUCGUCUUUUAAUGCAACAAAGCUGGAAUUACAUGAAUGAUUCAUUACGUUCAGAUGUAUUUUUGCGACAUCAUCCGGAAACUGUAGCGUGUGCUUGCAUUUACCUAGGUGCACGGCAACUACAAUUACCAUUACCAUCGUCACCAGCAUGGUUUUCACUGUUUAAAGUACAAGAGUCUGCAAUUAAAGAUGUUUGUCGUCGUAUAUUACGACUCUAUACCCGCCCUCGUGUUCGUUCAGAAGAAUUAGAAAAAAAAGUUGAAGAAUUGAGACGACAAUAUGACGAAGCCAGAUCAAAAACACGAGGUGGUGAUAUUGAUGGUCAUACACCCAGUCCUCCACUUCCAAAAGAACAUAAUGCUUGGGGUGGUUUCAUCAGUCGCAGUGGAACUCAUGCUCCUCCAGAAAGAUCAAAAUCACCACGGCAUUGUCAUGAACGCUCAAAAUCAUCAGCUAUAAUAAAUUUACCAGCACAACGCAAUGACUUUACAAAACAUCAAAAGCGAAAAAAGUACCCAAGUCGAAGCCGAUCAAGAAGUCGUGGACGAACGCGUAAAACUAAAAAAGCACAAAGACAUCGUUCAAGUAGCCAUAAGUCACGCAGUCGUUACAGGUCUCGUAGUUGAUUUAAAAUUUAUCUUUUUUAGUGAAACUCAUUCAAUUUGAGUCAUAUUAAAAAAGCCUAUUUUAAAACUCUACUUAGAAAAAAUAUUUGGGUUCAAAAAAGUUGACUCAAUGAAAUAAAGUGCUCUCAUAAUUAUCACAGUCUAUUAACAUAAUAAUAAUUUUCUAAUUUAUUUUAAAACCACCUUUAUGUACCACACUUGACAAUUGUAUAAAAAUAUUUUUGCAU
Aphidius gifuensis is the source of this 1629-nucleotide messenger RNA. Its product is annotated as cyclin-L1. Gene Ontology annotation, molecular function: cyclin-dependent protein serine/threonine kinase regulator activity. Gene Ontology annotation, cellular component: nucleus. Lineage: Eukaryota; Metazoa; Arthropoda; Insecta; Hymenoptera; Braconidae. The transcript has 4 exons. The record is from RefSeq and is a predicted model, not a curated record. The coding region runs from base 203 to 1402 and encodes 399 amino acids. Gene Ontology annotation, biological process: regulation of transcription by RNA polymerase II.